UUCGCUGAUUACGUAAUAAGCAAGAAAGCAAUGGCUGGGCUCCAUGCUGCGAAAUGUUGCGUCCUAAACAGUAGGAAUGCAUUGCUGAAAAGUAAAUACAGUCAAAGGGUGAGAGUGCUAGACAGAUGGCUAAGCUGUUCUCGUUCAUUAGGUUCAUCUUAUGAUUAUGAUCUGGCAGUCAUUGGUGGAGGAUCUGGUGGCUUAGCCUGUGCAAAAGAGGCUGCUGGUUUUGAUAAGAAAGUCAUCGUUUUGGACUAUGUGGAUCCAUCACCCCAAGGAACCAAAUGGGGCCUCGGAGGAACAUGCGUUAACGUUGGCUGUAUUCCAAAGAAAUUACUCCACCACGCCUCACUUCUCAGAGAAUCUAUGCAUGACGCUAAACAUUAUGGAUGGCAGGUUCCAGAUGAUAUUGGUCUAUCAUGGUCCACUUUGAUUGGUGGGAUACAAGGUCAUGUGAAGUCAUUGAACUGGGGUCACAGAGUUCAACUCCAAGACAAGAAUGUUGAAUACGUGAAUGGAAAAGGUUCUUUCAUUGAUGAACAUACGGUGAAAGUCAAGAUGAAAGAUGGAAAAGAGACCCAGUUCUCUGCUGCCAACAUAGUCCUCGCCACAGGAGGAAGACCCAAGUACCCUGAUAAGGUACCCGGUGCUAUGGAGUAUGGGAUUACCAGCGAUGACAUCUUCUCUCUGAAAACUCCACCAGGAAGGAGCUUGGUUAUAGGUGGCAGCUAUGUUGCUUUAGAAUGUGCCGGUUUCCUGCAUGGUCUUGGCUUCCCCACAACUGUAAUGGUACGGUCCAUCUGCCUCAGAGGGUUCGAUCAGCAAAUGUCCAGGCUUGUAGCAGACCACAUGGAAGCCAGUGGUAUCCAGUUUCUAUGGCAACAGGUCCCUGAGAGUGUAGCUAAGAAUCAAAAUGGCAGCCUGAAUGUGAGGUGGAGGUCAGAUCAAGGUCAGGAAGGUCAUGGAGAGUUUGACACUGUCAUGUUUGCUGUAGGUAGAGAACCAGAGACCGCUCAACUUGGCUUGGACAACACCGGUGUUCAACUCUCUGAAGGAGGAAAGGUCAUGGGGUCAAAUGAACAGUCUUCCGUCCCUCAUAUACAUGCCAUUGGAGACAUACUUGAGAGUGGAAUAGAGCUUACUCCUGUAGCUAUCAGAACUGGCAAGCUUUUAGCCCAACGAUUGUUUGGUCAAGGCACAGAACAUAUGAACUAUGAACAGGUAGCCACUACAGUGUUCACUCCUCUAGAAUACAGCUGUGUAGGUCUCUCUGAAGAGACUGCUACAGAGAGAUACGGGGAAGAUCACAUAGAAGUUUACCAUGCCUUCUACAAGCCUCUUGAGUAUGUAGUGCCAAACAAACCAGCCGAGCAGUGCUAUAUUAAGGCUAUCUGUCUACGAGAUGGUGAUCAGAGAAUCCUUGGUCUUCACAUUACAGGCCCGGGCGCAGGGGAGAUUAUGCAAGGUUUGCAUUAGCUGUCAAAAUGGGGGCCACAUACCAGCACCUGUCCUCUACCAUCGGUAUCCAUCCCACCUGUGCUGAGGAAGUAGUCAAGAUUCACAUCACCAAGAGGUCAGGUCUUGACCCCAUGGUCACAGGUUGCUGAGGUUAAAGGUCAUUUCCCUAUCACACGGUAUGUAGGCCAUAAAUGAGAGUCUGAUCAAAGGAUCACUCAGCAUCAGGAAUGCGAUUAAAUGGACCAUUAAAGCCCCUCUGCACUAGUUUGGCCAGGAGGGAUUACACCUUCCUGCAUGGUCACUGACAGGUGCUUCUCUCAUC
This is a messenger RNA of Strongylocentrotus purpuratus (purple sea urchin), 1780 nucleotides long. RefSeq names its product thioredoxin reductase 2, mitochondrial. Gene Ontology annotation, biological process: cellular response to oxidative stress; cell redox homeostasis; glutathione metabolic process. The record is from RefSeq and is a predicted model, not a curated record. Lineage: Eukaryota; Metazoa; Echinodermata; Echinoidea; Camarodonta; Strongylocentrotidae. The transcript has 17 exons. Bases 31 to 1476 code for a protein of 481 amino acids. Gene Ontology annotation, cellular component: cytosol; mitochondrion. Gene Ontology annotation, molecular function: glutathione-disulfide reductase (NADPH) activity; thioredoxin-disulfide reductase (NADPH) activity; flavin adenine dinucleotide binding.